UAAUGGCUUGUCUGACAAAAAAUGUAAUUAGGGCGUAAGUCAAUCCUGCCGCUGAUUGGUACAUGCCUACAUGGUAAUUGAAUUUGCUAGUACAAUUCGCUCGUUACGAGUUUGCAAGUACCAUAUGCUUUAGCUUAGCCGACUCCUUUUCCUAUAAAUAUCUCCAAUUAGGCUAUGUAAAUUGUAUAGGCACUUCAUCAGCUUUAGCAAUAUGGGAUCAUCAAACCCAGAAGAUUUUAGCAGCUCUGAUUCUUCAAUGAUUAGUGUUCAGGAGCUUGUCAAAGGACCAACAAAAUCUAUCCCACAACAAUUUGUUCGUUUAAAUCAAGAACAUCCUUCCCUCUCUGUCACCACUCCUUUGCCAUCAACCCCAACCAUUGACAUGUCUCGUUUGGUUUCUGGAGACGACCAUGAACUUGAACUCCAGAAGUUGCACUCAACUUGCAUAGACUGGGGUCUGUUUCAGCUGGUGAACCAUGGAGUUAGCUCUUCACUGCUGGAGAAACUGAAACAUGAGGUUGAAGAAUUUUUUAAGCUUCCUUUGGAAGAAAAAAUGAAAUACAAGAUAAGGGAAGGUGAGUUGGAAGGAUAUGGGAGCAGGAUCAGAGGAGAUGGAAAACGUGAUUGGGUUGACAGUAUCAAUAUAAUUACUAACCCACUCCAUAGACGUAGUCCUCGUCUCUUCCCUGAGCUCCCUUCAUCCUUAAGAAAUACCUUGGAGUCUUACUUAUCUGAACUCAAAAAGCUUGCCACAAAACUUUUCGUUUUGAUGGCAAAAGCUUUGAAAAUUGAUGAAAAGGAGAUGAUAGAGUUGUUUGAUGAUGGGUUUCAAGCAGUGAGGAUGGCAUAUUAUCCUCCAUGUCCAAAACCAGAGUCGGUGAUGGGCCUUGUUCCUCAUUCAGAUAUAAGUCUUCUCACUAUCCUGCUCCAAGUUAAUGGAGUCGACGGCCUUCAGAUUAGGAAAGAUGGCCUUUGGUUUCCUUUGAACGUCAUCCCAGAUGCCUUUGUAGUCAAUGUAGGAGACACUUUGGAGAUCUUUAGCAAUGGGGUUUAUCACAGCAUUGAGCACAAGGUUUCAACCAAUACAGAGACAGAAAGAAUAACCGUUGCCUUCUUCUUCAGUCCCAAAUUGGAGGCCGACAUAGGGCCGUCACCUACUCUCAUAAAUCCAAAUAACCCUCCAUUAUUUAGAAAGGUGGGGAUGGAGCAAUACCUCAAAGAUUACUUUUCUCUUAAGCCCAAUGGAAAAGCAUAUCUGGACCAUAUGAGGAUUCCAAAUGGACAACAUCAACACAACUCUGCUUGA
Messenger RNA from Durio zibethinus, 1306 nucleotides. RefSeq names its product oxoglutarate-dependent flavonoid 7-O-demethylase 1-like. NCBI's taxonomy places the organism in Eukaryota, Viridiplantae, Streptophyta, Magnoliopsida, Malvales, Malvaceae. The record is from RefSeq and is a predicted model, not a curated record.